Molecule: messenger RNA, 3376 nt
Organism: Choloepus didactylus (southern two-toed sloth)
Lineage: Eukaryota; Metazoa; Chordata; Mammalia; Pilosa; Megalonychidae
Gene: AKAP8
Product: A-kinase anchoring protein 8
Exons: 14
Coding region: 90-2324 (744 amino acids)
Cellular component (GO): nuclear matrix; nucleus
Molecular function (GO): DNA binding; protein kinase A regulatory subunit binding
Source: RefSeq, a predicted model, not a curated record
GUCCAGUAGCUGGCGGCGUGAAGGGUGCUGAGCGCGUGCGUGCUGGGGCAGCCUAGAAAAAGGAGCUGCCGGCGGGCUGAAGUGAAGACAUGGAGCAGGGUUACGGAGGCUAUGGGGCAUGGGGCGCUGGGCCCUCCAACACCCAGGGUGCCUAUGGACCUGGUGUGACCAGCUGGCAAGGUUAUGAAAACUACAGUUAUUACGGAGCCCAGAACUCUGGUGCCCCCACGGGAGCAGCGUACAACUACGGCCCGGCCUCCUGGGAGGCCAAGGCCAGCGAUGGGGGCCUGGGGGCUGGGGGCCCCGCCUCCCACAUGGCCUCCUACGGCCCGGAGAGCUGUGCCGACAGCUCAGACUCCCUCAUCGCCAAGAUCAACCAGCGGCUGGACAUGCUGUCCAAGGAAGGCAGCCGGGGCGGGAGCGGCAGCAGUGGGGAGGGCAUGCCAGACCGGGAGAGCUCUUUCCGCUUUCAGCCCUUUGACUCCUACAACUCGAGGACUUGCCUGCCGGACCACAACCCCUACCGCUCGGGCUACAACUACGACUAUGACUACGGCUCCAGCCGGGACGGCGGCUUUGGCACUCAGUACGGCGACAGCCGGGACCUGGCCCGUGACCGGGGCCCCCUUGAGGGCUUCGCGCGGGGCCGGGGCCGCUUCCAGGACCGGGGCAGCCCUGGUGCCUUCCUGCGCGGCGACCCCUUCCUGCCGCCCGCGGGCCCCGAGCCCCUGCCAGCCCCCUGGAGCGAGCUCAGCUAUGUGGGCGGCCGGGGCCUGAGUGGGCCCUCGCAGAGCAGGCCGCUGCCGCCCCUCUUCUCCCAGGCCCCGGCCCCAGACUUCGGCCCUGGGGGUCUGCAGGGCGCUGGCAGCUUCGACGGCCCUGGGCCCUAUGGGUGCGGCCGAUCCCAGGCCCGGAUGCGGGAGCUGCCCAGGCGGAGGAGCUUCGACCGCUGCUGGCCAGAUACCAUGGGCAGGAAGCGGAAGCAGCUGCUAAUUUACGAGGAGCCAGACGCCAAGCAGCCCAGGGCUGACAGCGAGGGAGGCUUUUCUGACAACGAUGACGCAGCUGGGGACUUCCGGUCGGUAGAUGAAGAUUUCAGGGGUGAGGACGAGCUGUGUGACCCCGGGCAGCAGAGAGGAGACAAGGACGAUGAGGAUGAAGACACAAAAAAGAGGAGGGAGAAGCAAAGGAGGAGAGACAGGACGCGGGACCGGGCCGCAGACAGGAUUCAGUUUGCCUGUUCCGUGUGCAAGUUUCGUAGCUUUGAGGAUGAAGAAAUCCAGAAACAUCUGCAAAGCAAGUUUCACAAAGAGACGCUGCGGUUUAUAAGCACCAAGCUGCCCGACAAGACGGUGGAGUUCCUGCAGGAAUACAUCGUCAACAGGAACAAGAAAAUCGAGAAGCGGCGUCAGGAGCUGAUGGAGAAGGAAACCACAAAACCAAAGCCAGAUCCCUUCAAAGGCAUCGGCCAGGAGCACUUCUUCCGGAGGAUCGAGGCGGCACACUGCCUGGCCUGCGACAUGCUGAUCCCCGCCCAGCCCCAGCUGCUGCAGCGGCACCUGCACUCGGCCGACCACAACCACAACCGUCGGCUGGCUGCUGAGCAGUUCAAGAAAACGAGUCUCCACGUGGCCAAGAGUGUCCUGAACAACAGGCACAUAGUGAAGAUGCUGGAAAAGUACCUCAAGGGUGAGGACCCUUUCACCAGUGAAGCUGUCGACGCAGAUGUCGAAGGGGAUGACACCUUGGGAGGUGACGAGAAGGAGGAGACACCUGAAGAGGUGGCUGCCGAGGUCUUGGCUGAGGUGAUCACAGCAGCUGUGAAGGCCGUGGAUGGGGAAGGGGCGCCGGCUCCAGAGAGCAGCGAGGCACUGGCCCAGGGGAACGGCCCCGCACAGCUGCUGGCAGAGGAGACAGUGGCCUGUGGAAUGGCAUCACAGCAGGAGAGUGCCGACGCAGGGGCCAGGGGUGAAGGGGAAGAUGCAGGGGCCGGAUGUGAAGGUGAAGAUGAAGAUGCAGCGACUGGAAGCGAAGGUGAAGGUGCAGUUGCUAGAGAAGAUGCAGGGGCUGGAACUGAAGGUGAAGAUGCAGCGGCCAGAAGUGAAGGUGAAGGUGCAGGGGCUGGAGAAGAUGCAGGGGUUGGAGGUGAAGGUGAAGAAGGUGCAGGGGCCAGAGGUGAAGGCACAGACACCAGGAGUGAGCUGGAGGCACCAGCAGCUGAGGCUGAAAGCUCCGAAACAGUCACAGCAGCCACCCAAGCUGCCGCGGAAUCUGAAGCAGAACAAACAGACGCCAAGUCCCAAGACGUCCCUGCCCCAGAAUGAGCUUCGUGGCCGUGUUUUGGGGACGGGUCACGUGCCGCCUUGCUCCCUCCUUUGUUGAGUCAGGACUAGGGUGUGUGUUGAUGGACAUGCUGUCGACUCACCUCGGGAAGGGCUCCGGCUGGGUCCUUGGGGCAUGUGCGCCUCGGCCCGUCAUCCCAAGGGGCUGCAUUACCCUGUGGCUGGAACCAUCCAAGUUGGGCAGUUUGAUCUUGGCAGGGCACUGCUGCUUCCACACAGCCACUGGCUGGAUGCCCUGUUCUUCCUUUACAUGUUUUGUCCGGGAGCAGCUCAAUACCGAGAACGUAUCUUGCUUUAUAAAGGAUUUUUUUUUCUUUUGUUUCCAGAAUUUGCUUUGGCUUCAGUUUUUAGCAACCCCCUCUUUGUGCCUCUGUGCGAGGCGCCCUGCCCGAUGUGCUGCGUGGGGUCUCGUUCACCUCAUGAACCCCCGAGGCCUGUGGGCCGUGACCCCCCAGCACCCACCCCACUCUGAGGACACAGGUGCGUGGCGGAAACAGCUUCGUUAGUGUCUCCCAGUCUUCAGUCCUCAGCGAAUCGCAUCUACAGUUUUACCUCAUCCACAUUCCGGUCUCCGUGAUUUUUUUUCUUUUAAAUUGAAUUAUUUCCAUUUCAGAGUAUUUACAGAGAAAACCCAAGAUCACUACCAUAAAUGGAAAACCAGUAAUUGCCGUAGGUAGAAGCUAUCAGGAAAAAGUGACUACAAUGAAAUAAAAAUGUCCCGUGAAAAAGGGAGGCUGACACGUGCUGGGGGGCACACACGGGGGCUUCUGGAAGAUGGCCUUUCCCCUGUGAGAAAGCCCCCAUUUCACAUUGCGGUAAAAUGCUGGUGAGUGGUAAAUUGCUAGAAAAGAGGCAAGUAUUUCAUGAGAAUCUACUGUGUACCAGGUGCUAAUUCAUGAUCAAAAUGUUUUAAGAUAUAGACCCUGCCCUCACGUUCAUCAGAGCUGUGAGCAGAACCUCUAUGAAAAAAUCAACAUUAGAACUAAAAAGUGAAAUAAACUGCUGUAGAGCCAAGGCAGCGGUGCCUCCGAGUU